UGUCCCCCGCCAUCACUUCUCAUUCUUCGUACAUUACUCUCAGCUGACACUCGUGAUGGCGACUGACGUGGCUUUUGAUACGAGCAUGGGCUCAUUUACAGUUGAGCUCUAUAAUGCGCAUGCGCCCAAGACUUGCAAGAACUUCGCGACACUUGCGCAAAGAGGCUACUACAACGACAUCAUCUUCCACCGCAUCAUCCCCAACUUCAUGGUUCAGACUGGCGACCCUACCGGCACCGGCAGAGGAGGAAGCUCGAUCUACGGGGAGAAGUUCGAGGACGAGAUCAAUCCCAACCUAAAGCAUACCGGGGCUGGAAUUCUGAGCAUGGCGAACAGCGGACCCAAUACCAAUGGCAGCCAGUUCUUCAUUACACUCGCGCCGACGCCGUGGCUGGACGGAAAGCACACCAUCUUUGGUCGCGUCAAGAGCGGCAUGAGAGUGAUCCAACGCAUGGGUCUUGUCAAGACGAAUGGAGAGGAUAGACCGAUGGAUGAGGUCAAGAUCAUCCGCGCCAGGGUCGUGGAAGAAGGCGCGGAUGAGUGAGAUCGUCUUGGAGUUAUUGCCCACUACGAGGCAGAUCGAACCACAGAGCUACAUCGACUGAUUCCCAGCUACAACCGCUCCUGCCAGUACGACACAGAACAUUUGUCAGGCCAUAGGGAGGUCAGCAUGACUGGGAUGGAAGGAGCAUGAUGGCGCCGGCAAACACGCCAUUGGCGAAGACGGACAGUACCGGCAACCAUACCUUGCCAUUACGACGAUGCCAAGCUCAAUUCUUAGGCCGUAGAAGCUACAGCUUGCUAUCUGCGCAGGAGGGGGGGGAUUACGCUCGUGUAGUUCGCAGACAGACGGAGUAUAGAAGAUUGGAAUGUAUCACUACAAAACGAACCGCUUCCAUCAGAUGUUACCAUCCAGAGCAGCAGAUACAGAGUGAAGAUUCUUUCUACCACUCCUAUAAGACAAGACCAGUGAAGGCUCAUCCGUGAACGACUUCCUGCUACGCUUGAGACAGCAGUAAGCCUGUGCAAAGCAC
Aspergillus saccharolyticus JOP 1030-1 is the source of this 1034-nucleotide messenger RNA. RefSeq names its product putative peptidyl prolyl cis-trans isomerase (CypC) (gene cyp1). The transcript has 3 exons. The coding region runs from base 56 to 544 and encodes 162 amino acids. Lineage: Eukaryota; Fungi; Ascomycota; Eurotiomycetes; Eurotiales; Aspergillaceae. Gene Ontology annotation, cellular component: catalytic step 2 spliceosome. The record is from RefSeq and is a predicted model, not a curated record. Gene Ontology annotation, biological process: protein peptidyl-prolyl isomerization. Gene Ontology annotation, molecular function: peptidyl-prolyl cis-trans isomerase activity.